CCUUUCUCCCUCCUCUCACUUUUCUUCAAUAGACCACUCCUCAUUCUCUCUCUGCAGUAACUCUUUCUCAAUCGAGCACUUUCACAGGGUUGUUGGCCCUAGGCUUCCAUGGCGGCCUCUGUCGAGAAUCGGCAGUUCAUUCGCCUGGAGUCAGGCCUUGGCAAAGUCCCCGGAAUUGGCUUUGUGAAGUCACCCCACUCCCGCCCUGACUCCCCCAUUCGCAACUCGUCGCGCUCUUUCACCUCCACCAGAUCCUCCUCUCUUCCUGCCACAAAACACCAGACUAUCGACCCUGACACUGAGUCGGAAUCCGAAGAUGAUGAGCUUGGGCCUCAAUGGCCCCCCUCAUCCGUAUCUGAGGCCCCAAUCCUUGACCCGCGUGAUGAAGGCACCGCUGACUCGUGGGUAAAGCGCCACCCCUCUCUGAUUCGACUCACUGGAAAGCACCCUUUCAACUGUGAACCCCCACUCCCGAAGCUGAUGCAGCAUGGGUUCAUCACCCCAGCACCCCUCCACUACGUCCGAAACCACGGGCCGGUUCCGAAGGGCACGUGGGACGAGUGGUCAGUGGAGGUGAGCGGACUGGUGAGCCGCCCUACCAAGCUCACCAUGGACCAGAUCGUCAAUGAUUUCGCACCCCACGAAUUCCCCGUCACUCUCGUAUGCGCCGGCAACCGGCGCAAGGAGCAGAACAUGGUUAAACAGACCGUCGGUUUCAAUUGGGGAGCAUCCGGCAUAUCAACAUCAGUAUGGCGAGGAGCUCAUCUGCGCGACGUGCUCAAACGAUGCGGUAUCAUGAGCCGAAAGUGCGGGGCGCUCUACGUCUAUUUCGAGGGGGCAGAGGAUUUACCUGGUGGUGGGGGAUCCAAGUAUGGAACCAGCUUGAGACGUGAGCUCGCCAUGGAUCCUGUGCGCGAUAUAAUAUUGGCAUAUAAGCAGAAUGGUGCGCCUUUGGCGCCGGACCACGGCUACCCGGUGCGCAUGAUCAUACCGGGUUUCAUCGGCGGGCGCAUGGUGAAGUGGCUGAGGCGCAUAGUGGUGACCGAGAAGGAGUCGGAAAACCACUAUCACUACAAGGAUAACAGGGUGUUGCCCUCACAUGUCGACGCCGAGCUCGCAAACGCCGAAGGGUGGUGGUACAAGCCGGAAUACAUAAUCAACGAGCUGAAUAUUAACUCCGUUAUAACGACACCGAGCCACGAGGAGAUACUGCCAAUCAACUCGGCCACCACGCAGAGGCCCUACACGAUGAGGGGAUACGCAUAUUCCGGUGGAGGCAAAAAGGUUACUAGAGUUGAGGUGACCACUGAUGGAGGUGAGACGUGGCUCUUGUGCAGUCUUGACCACCCUGAGAGGCCUAACCGCUAUGGCAAGUACUGGUGCUGGUGCUUUUGGUCCUUGGAGCUGGAAGUUUUGGACCUUCUAGCUACUAAAGAGAUUGCCGUGCGGGCUUGGGAUGAGACCCACAACACCCAGCCCGAGAAGCUCAAUUGGAACGUCAUGGGUAUGAUGAAUAACUGCUGGUUUAAGGUGAAAACCAACAUUUGCAGACCGCACAAGGGCGAGAUUGGUCUGGUGUUCGAGCACCCGACCCAGCCAGGCAGCCAGUCCGGUGGCUGGAUGGCGCGCCAAAAGCAUCUUGAGACGUUCGAGGAGGCCAAAACCCUGAAGAAGAGUGUCUCCUCCCCCUUCAUGAACACCGCAUCCAAGAGCCUCUCCAUGUCCGAGGUCCAGCGUCACUCCACCGCCGAGUCUGCCUGGAUUGUGGUCCACCGACACGUCUACGACUGCACCAAGUUCUUGAAGGACCAUCCCGGCGGUGCGGACAGUAUACUGAUAAAUGCAGGCACCGACUGCACUGAUGAAUUCGAUGCCAUCCACUCCGACAAGGCAAAGUCGAUGCUCGAGUCGUAUAGGAUUGGCGAGCUCAUCACCACGGGCUACGCCUCCUCCUCAUCCGCCGACAAUUCACCAAACACUUCAGUGCAUGGUGCUUCAAAUUUCUCCCACUUGGCCACCAUUAGUGAAAGCUCUGUUUCUAGGCCUGUGGCCUUAGUCCCGAGGGCCAAGACACCAUGCACAUUGACAUCGAAGAUCAUUCUUUCAGACGACUCCCGCUUGUUUAGGUUCAGCCUCCCCACCCCUGAUCAUGUUUUGGGCUUACCCACCGGCAAGCACUUGAUGGUAUCAGCAAAGAUCGAGGGGAAACUCUGUAUCCGAUCUUACACACCGACGAGCCCACCUGACCAGGUCGGCUCGUUCGAUCUCCUGAUCAAGGUCUACUUCAAGGGAGUGCACCCCAAUUUCCCGAAUGGCGGGCUCAUGUCACAGUACCUCGAGUCGCUUCCCCUUGGCUCCAUCGUCGAUAUCAAGGGGCCCGUCGGCCACAUUGAGUACACAGGGAGAGGAGGGUUCACAGUUGGGGGCAAACACAGGCAAGCCAAGAGGCUCACCAUGUUAGCUGGUGGGACUGGGAUCACACCUAUAUACCAAGUUAUGCAGGCCAUUCUCAAGGACCCGGAGGACCACACUGAGAUGCACCUGGUGUAUGCGAAUCGCAGAGAAGAAGACAUACUGCUGAGAACUGAGAUCGAUAAGUGGGCGAGAGAGGAUUCGAGACUCAAGGUCUGGUACGUGUUGAGUAAUCCUAAGGACCACGGUUGGAGUUACAGUGUUGGGUACAUAACUGAGGGGAUUUUGAGGGAGCAUAUUCCUGGUGGAUCAGAUGAUACUCUCGCUCUGAUAUGUGGUCCUUCUCCUAUGAUCCAGUUUGCUGUAUUGCCUAAUCUCGAGAAGAUGGAUUAUGAUGUGAAGAACUCGUGCUUACUGUUCUAGUUCAAGCAAACGUGUCUUUCCCUCUCUAUACUUACUCUCUCUAAAAACUCAUUCUCUUUCUCUUCACUGUAUAUACUGCGGUUCCUGCAUUAUUUUUCUUUUGUGUAAAUAAGAUCGGUACAGGAGCGGGCUGGGUAGUGUAGAGGCACGAUCGUGCCUAUUAUUCUUUCUCUAAUGAAGCCAUUGAUUUUGUCCACUUUAUUGCUAUUGUAAAUUAUAUAAUAAACAAGCUACAAUGGCACUUUGUGGGGUUGGUAAUGGGCCGGGCCACUGGUACAGUACCUGCAAUUAUUCUAUGGAGAUGAUUCUCUUUGGGGUAAUGGCAUCUCUUCCUUUUUCAGUA
Amborella trichopoda is the source of this 3178-nucleotide messenger RNA. Its product is annotated as nitrate reductase [NADH] 1. Gene Ontology annotation, biological process: nitric oxide biosynthetic process; nitrate assimilation; sulfur compound metabolic process. The record is from RefSeq and is a predicted model, not a curated record. NCBI's taxonomy places the organism in Eukaryota, Viridiplantae, Streptophyta, Magnoliopsida, Amborellales, Amborellaceae. Gene Ontology annotation, molecular function: nitrate reductase (NADPH) activity; molybdopterin cofactor binding; molybdenum ion binding.